Molecule: messenger RNA, 483 nt
Organism: Dovyalis caffra
Lineage: Eukaryota; Viridiplantae; Streptophyta; Magnoliopsida; Malpighiales; Salicaceae
Source: the annotation of a GenBank genome assembly
AUGGCUUUUGCUUCUCCUUUAAUUUCGAUUUCACAUCCUUUGGUGGGUUAUGAGACUAAUUGUAUCGACAUAAGCUCGCUUUCAUCUUUUUCAUCUUCGGAAUCUAAGAUAAAGGAUAAUCCUUCUCAUAUGGUGGAUCAUCGUUCGGUUGGCACGAUUUGCUCUUUUGAGGUUGUCUCUCAUCGGUCUAAGACUAGUUUAGGUGGUGAGAAAUGCGUUGAUAAGGAUUUAAACCAUGUUCACUCCUAUGGUAAUAGGUUUGACAUUCUAAGCAUAAUAGAGCCUACUCCACACUUGGGUACUCGAUUUUUUGAUGACACAAUUUUGAGUGAGAAAGUAGGGGGUGAUUUUAAUAUCAUCAUUAAGAUUUCAAAAAAGGCGAAGGAACCAUCCAAUGCUUGGGCCAUAUGUGAUUUCAAUUAUUUUAUUCAAGGAAAUGUUUUAUUGGAUGUUGGGUUCUCAAGUAACUCUUUUAUCCGGUGA